Adineta ricciae is the source of this 567-nucleotide messenger RNA. The record is from the annotation of a GenBank genome assembly. NCBI's taxonomy places the organism in Eukaryota, Metazoa, Rotifera, Eurotatoria, Adinetida, Adinetidae.
AUGCGAUGUGAAGAUGCCAAUAAAUCGCAUCCAGCACGACAUUCGUCGUUGCCGCCAAGUACAAAUACCGACAAUGAACUAAUCAUUAGUACUCUAACCGGUUUCGAAUGUGAUCUGGGUGACAAAUUAGCCCAAAUCGACCGCAAAACUGAAAUGCAAGUACAAGAACUCGAAUUAAGUGAAUGUCUUCUAUUUGUUGCUCAACUGGUUGAGUUAUUUAAACACACGGUUGUCACAACUACACUUCAGAAUCAAAAUGAAUGGUCCAAUGACACCAGCCAUCAUCUCCGAAAACAAAACGGUGCAACGGGAAAUACUUUACUCGAUCAUAAAGUCGAACAAAUCGUUAUGGACAAAGGUUUAACUAGAGAACAAUGGAAUUGCCUUCUUUAUAUUUCGCUUAGCAAUGGUGAUACGAGUGAAAUUACCAAAGUUAGUAAAAAACAACUACAAAAAAUUCAUGAAAAGGCAUCACGUCUUCUGGAAAUAGACGAACGAGAUGCUGUUUUUGCUCUUAUUCAUGCUAUUGAAACUUACAUGUCGAAAGAGCAUUUCCUUCAAAAAUAA